AAUAUUAAGGAAGUUUUCCGACGACUUUCUAAGAUAAGCUUUAAGACUAUAUCUAAGAAGUACAAAUUCUAUAAGAAAGAGGUUAAGUUCCUCGGAUUCGUUAUUAGAAUCUAUAGUAUACGAAUUAGUCCUAAUAAGAUUAAGUUAGUAUAG
This is a messenger RNA of Baudoinia panamericana UAMH 10762, 153 nucleotides long. RefSeq lists its product as uncharacterized. The transcript has a single exon. The annotation marks the transcript as partial. Lineage: Eukaryota; Fungi; Ascomycota; Dothideomycetes; Mycosphaerellales; Teratosphaeriaceae. The record is from RefSeq and is a predicted model, not a curated record.